AUGGUAGCCUCCCUAAUCGGUCUCUUGUGAUAUCUCUACAGCCGUAAGAGAUGAUACUCUUAGGCGAGAGUAGUGUGACACAUGACCCAGGGGAAUAUUAUGAUAAUAUGUUGUGACCAUCUGAUUUUAUUCAGAUGUGUACAGAACAACUUACGUGGGUGUGUCAGUGUCAGACACGUAGACUACAUUUUUGCUGUUGUCAAAAACUGUGCAUAUCAUGAUCUCUAGUAUAUUUAAAAGUGUCUGUGUUGUAGUCCUGGUGAAAAAGUGAACGUAAAUAAUGGGUGCUUUGUUUGGUAAAAGUAAAAGACAUGCGAGUCGGGUAACGGAGCAGGACAAAGCUAUAUUGCAGUUAAAACAACAACGAGAUAAACUGAAACAGUAUCAGAAGAGAGUAGAGUCCAUGUUGGAGAAAGAUAGACUGCUUGCACGGAAACUGUUGCAAGAUGGUAAAAAGGAACGUGCUAAGCUCAUAUUACGGAAGAAAAAGUUUCAAGAACAGCUUCUCGAAAAAACAGACGGGCAAUUGGAAAACCUUCAGAGGCUUGUCCAUGAUUUGGAAUUCGCACAGAUAGAGAUACAGGUAUUAGAUGGACUUAGAGCCGGCAACGUGGCGCUGAAAAAAGUACACGAUGUUAUCAGUGUUGAUGAGGUUGAACGAAUUCUUGAAGAAACUCGUGAAGGUGUCGAAAAGCAGCGAGAGAUUGACGAACUGUUGAGUGGCGCAUUGUCUGCUGACGAUGAAGAGUCUGUAGAAGCAGAACUAGAAGAAAUAAUAAAGGAAGCUCUUCCAGAUGUCCUCGAAGCGGAUGAUGAAGAGCUAGAAUUGCCUGAGGUUCCUACAGAUGAAGUAGAAAGAAGGAAGGAGAAAGCAAGAGCCCAGAAGGUAGCCAUCGAAGUGGCACAGUAAUAUCAUGAAACUGUGCAACAACUGCAAGACCAGUGUGAUUAAUAAGAUUGUCGUUAUGUUACUUGCGAACUUUUAUACACAUUUCUGUUCUGUUGGAAGAGAAUAGUAAAGCUAACGUGACAGACAGGAGUUUUGUCUUUACCAUUGUCCAUAAGCUUCAUCAUACAGUGUGUAUAGGCCUAGCACGUACAGUGCCACGUGUUUGUUCCAGAGUUUAUUCUGGCAUGUGCUGUGAUAAUAACAUAAGGUGAUAAUGUAGGUUUCUAUAAUAAUGGCCUGUGUCCAUUUGUUGAAUGUUAUUGCUGCUUUCUCAUCCAUUUUCCCCCUAUGUAUGCAGGAUGGUUCUCAAAGUUUUAACACUGUAAUAUUUAAACUGCAGCCCUGUCAGCAUAAAAAGAUUUUAUUCAUCACAAAGUGCCUCUGUGACACAUUCUUGUGAAGGCAUCUGGUUACUAUAUUUAUUUAAACCAGUGGAAAUUCUUUUGGAUUAGAGACCACUCACUGAAAAGCAGAAGUGUUAGUUGUUGGUAGGCACACACAAAAGGAACAAAAACUUGCUGGCUUUUGGAAUAGGGGUAGUGUCAGGUAGGGUGGGUAGAGGCCAGCUGGAGGCAGGGAGAGGAUGGGGUGUGGGUGGCUAGCAGCUAGAGGGAGACAGCCGAUGAGCGAACAAGAAAUGUGGGAGCAAGGAGUGACGUAUAUACAUACAAGGCAUGUGGUGCAUUGUUGUUGGAGCCGGUGGGUAGUGGCGCACGCUGAAGAUGAUGUGGGGACAUAAAUUGGGAGGGGUUAGGGGUUGACAGGACAGAGAAAGGGAGGGUGGAGGGUACAGGGGUAGUGGGUUACCAGAGAUCGAGGCCAGAAUGAUUAUGGGAGUGAAAGCUGUGUUGUAAAGAAAACUCCUAAGUUCAGAGAAGCUGGUGGUGGAAGGAAGGAUCCUCCGUGGCCCGGGUUAUGAAGCAGUCAUGAGCAUUUUGUUUCAGCUGCAUGUUGUGCCGCCAAGUGGUAAACUUUGUUCUUGGGAACAGUUUGGUGGUGGCCAUUCAGCCUCAUAGAUAACUGGUUGGUAGUCAUAUCGAAAUAAAAAGCUUUGCAGUGUUUUCAGCAGAGUUGGUAUAUGACGUAGCUGCUUUCACAGGUGGCUUGUCCUCUGAUGUGGUGGGAGAAAUCUGACUGGCUGAAAUGGGAGGUGCUGGGUGGGUUGAUUAGGCAGAUCCUGCACAGUGCAAGUGGCAUAGGAUGCAUUAAGAUAAUGGAACAGCAUUUUAGGAUGGGAGGGAUGUUGGGUACGAUAUUCCUCAUACAAUAUUCCUCAUUUCCGGACAUGAUGAGUGAUACUCAAAGCCCUGGUGAAGGUGAAGGUUAAGGUUCAGUUCCCACACCCCUCACCCAACAGUUUGUCAUUUGUCUCUGUGUGUGUGUGGGGGGGGGGGGGGGAGGGGGGAGGGUACUCUGAAAGCUAGCAAGUACUCAUUCUUUUUGUCGUGACUGUCAACAUCUCUGCUUUUCGGUGAGUGGUCUCAUUUAAUCCAAAAGUGUCUACAUUCUGCCAGACCUUCCCUACAAUGUUUAUUCGAAGCCAUUUGUGAAUAAGGAUAAAAUACUGUUUUAACUCUGUUAAUCAAAGGUUGUAUUAUUUUGAAGAGUUUGUUGCAGCUUAGACAAAUAAGGUGUCAACAUUAUUUUUGUAUGUCUAUUUGAUAGUGAAAAGUUUCUUAAAAUGUACAAGCAAGCAAAUUUAAAACUUUCAUUCUGCAUCAUUAUUACUACUUAAUAACAGCAAAUGUAAUUUAUUCAGAUUUUUUUCCCUUGUUGGAUAUUUGCUUAUUUAUUUUAUUGCUUCCUUUUUAUCCAGUGUGUAAAAUAGAAAAAAUAAUACACAAGUAUUCAAUUUUUAAUAAAAAUAUACCAUGUGAUAUUUUAAUUUUUUUUUUUAAUUGUGAAGUUUGAUGUUAAUUCCUUCUCACAGUCUGAACAGCUAACUUCAGAAGUGUCUUUUGAAACUAUUUUCAUGGGGAAACAUACCUGUGAUACACUUUCUUGUACAUUUCCUUCCUUCUAGCAUGGCUGUGAAGCAAUAGUGUGUGCAAUGUGUUUCAGUUUCUUUCAUUGUCUUCACCCUAUUUGCCAGGCAAAUGCUAUUUGUUUGCAGAUUUAAGUUUUGGUAUAAAUAUUUGAUGAUACUGUUUGGUGAGUAAAUGUGAUCAAGAAUAUAGUUAAUGUCAUUAUGUUUAUUUAACGUAAGUUGCUGGCUCAUCACUAAAUGUAUGUCCAAAUGUUGCAGUGGAUUAUUUAGCUACUGAGAUGAAUCUAUCCAGCAGCAGCUAUAGAAAAAUGAAGAAGCAAUCAAAAAAUCCAACAUCAAUUUACAUUUAUGAAAAUAUACUGGUAAAAAAGGUUAAAAUCUAUUGCAGUCUGUCAGAAGAUCUGCUGGAUUACUUGGAACUGAGACGUUAGGAAAUACACUAACGGCUUUACAGUUACA
Messenger RNA from Schistocerca nitens (vagrant locust), 3395 nucleotides. RefSeq names its product charged multivesicular body protein 6-A (gene Vps20). The coding region runs from base 281 to 910 and encodes 209 amino acids. NCBI's taxonomy places the organism in Eukaryota, Metazoa, Arthropoda, Insecta, Orthoptera, Acrididae. The record is from RefSeq and is a predicted model, not a curated record. The transcript has 2 exons. Gene Ontology annotation, biological process: vesicle budding from membrane; late endosome to vacuole transport via multivesicular body sorting pathway. Gene Ontology annotation, cellular component: ESCRT III complex; multivesicular body.